Messenger RNA from Necator americanus (New World hookworm), 288 nucleotides. RefSeq lists its product as uncharacterized. The record is from RefSeq and is a predicted model, not a curated record. The coding region runs from base 1 to 288 and encodes 95 amino acids. The transcript is spliced from 2 exons. NCBI's taxonomy places the organism in Eukaryota, Metazoa, Nematoda, Chromadorea, Rhabditida, Ancylostomatidae.
AUGCCGCUCUGUCUUACCUUCAUCGACUUGAAGAAGGCCUUUGACUCAGUUGAGAUGGAAGCGGUCAUGAAAGCUUUGGACAACAAAGGCGUCUCUACUCAGUACAUAAAGAACGCAAUGCGAAAGCUGGAAUGGGACGAAAUGGGAGUGAAGGUUGACGGUCGGCAGCUACACCAUUUGCGCUUUGCUGAUGACAUUGUUCUGAUGACACCUAGCAUCAGUCAAGCGGAACGAAUGCUGACCGAAUUCGACGAAACAUGCGGAUGCAUCGGUCUUUGUCGUAGCUGA